AUGGACGAAGAAGAAGCUUAUUUUGAAGACGCUUUUGAAGAUACGGCCACUGGAACGCCUCUGUCAGCCAUUGCGGAGGCGUUUGAGGAGCUGUCGGCUUUAGUAAGUUCCAGUGGGUCUUUUGAUGAUCUUCGUUUGAAGCCCUUUUGCGAUGCUUGUUCGCUUGUCUCCAUCCUCUUCGGUUGUCUAGGAAUUGCCUUCAAAUUCGCCGAGAUGGAGUACGUCUCUAAGGUGCGUGAUCUUACAGAAGCAUCAAAGAGAUAUGCCACUUUAAAUAGUAUACUUGAUUUUGAUGUCAAAAAUGACAGUGUUAGAACACCAGGAAGCCUUUCACGUAAUCUGCGCAGAGUUAGGCAGGGUCUUGACCUCAUUAGAGUUAUAUUUCAGAAUUUUCCGUCAUCAGAUGAAUGUUCUUUGAAAGAGGCAGCGUCAACAGCUUAUGCAAAGGUUUGUGCGCCAUACCACACAUGGCCCGUCAGGACGGCUGUUUCUGCUGGGAUGUGUGCUCUUCCAACAAGGGAACAACUUCUCCUGAGGCUAAAUGAAACAGAUAAGUCAGCAGGGAAGGAAAUGAGAAGGUACAUCAAUGCCUCACUUCCAGUUAUAGAAUACAUUGAUAAGUUGUACAUUUCAAGGAACAUCAGCUUGGAUUGGUGAAUUUAUCGUUAAUGGGAAGGUUUCGAUAUCAAACAGACAUCUUAUUUGGACAGCAACAACUAACCAUUCUGUAUUUCUGUGCUCCAAGAGUUCUGUGAGACCCAGAGAAUCUACACCACUCCCCUCCCACGAAUGAUCUUUGAUGAAUUGAAGACAUUUUCUCUCGGUUCAUUUCUAUCAUUUCAUUUUUGCUGUCGGUGAACUUGGG
Messenger RNA from Ilex paraguariensis (yerba mate), 865 nucleotides. The record is from the annotation of a GenBank genome assembly. NCBI's taxonomy places the organism in Eukaryota, Viridiplantae, Streptophyta, Magnoliopsida, Aquifoliales, Aquifoliaceae.